UGUUGACUGAUGUAACAACUUUUCCUAAAUGCGCAUCAGGCAGCUGUUGCUGAGGAUUUUAAUUAGUAGCCAGGACUUUAAUUAAUCCACAAUUUAAAAGGCUCCACCACCGGAAACUCUUCAGGAUGCGAGAGAUAGUGCACAUCCAGAUUGGGCAAUGUGGUAACCAAAUUGGGGCCAAGUUCUGGGAAGUUAUUGGUGAAGAACAUGGAAUUGAUCCCAAAGGGAAUUACAUUGGAAACUCGGACCUCCAACUUGAGAGGAUCAAUGUGUAUUUUAAUGAGGCACACGAUAACAAGUACGUUCCCAGGGCAAUCCUGGUGGACCUGGAACCUGGAACAAUGGACAGUGUCCGAGGCAGCCAUAUUGGUCACAUGUUCAGACCAGACAACUUCAUUUAUGGUAAUUCGGGUGCUGGAAACAACUGGGCUAAAGGUCACUAUACUGAGGGCGCCGAGCUGGUCGAGAAUGUCCUGGACAUCAUGAGGAAUGAGUGUGAGAGCUGUGACUGUUUACAAGGCUUUCAGAUCACCCACUCGCUGGGAGGAGGAACAGGCUCAGGCAUGGGUACGCUCAUCAUGAACAAAAUCCGAGAGGAGUAUCCUGACAGAAUUAUGAACAGCUUCAGCAUUGUACCUUCACCAAAGGUUUCGGACACGGUGGUCGAACCGUACAAUGCCACCUUGUCCAUUCACCAACUGAUCGAGAACACAGAUUCCACCUUCUGCAUUGACAAUGAGGCUUUGUAUGACAUUUGCUUUAGAACAUUGAAGUUGGCCACACCAACCUACGGAGACCUGAACCAUCUUGUUUCAAUGACAAUGAGUGGUGUCACCACCUCCCUGCGUUUCCCUGGUCAACUCAAUGCAGACCUGAGGAAGCUGGCGGUCAACAUGGUGCCAUUUCCCCGCCUGCAUUUCUUCAUGCCCGGCUUCGCUCCUCUGACAUCCCGCAGCAGUCAGCAGUACCGCUCACUGACAGUGCCAGAGCUCACCCAGCAGAUGUUUGAUGCCAGGAACAUGAUGGCAGCCUGUGACCCUCGCCACGGCAAAUACAUGACAGUGGCAACAAUCUUCAGAGGUAGGAUGUCUACUAAAGAGGUGGAUGAGCAGAUGUUAGCCAUCCAAGCCAAGAACAGCACCUACUUUGUGGAGUGGAUUCCCAACAACGUCAAGGUGGCUGUGUGUGACGUUCCACCACGGGGCCUUAAAAUGUCAUCCACCUUCAUAGGGAACAACACUGCGAUCCAGGAGCUCUUCAAGCGCAUCUCAGAGCAGUUUUCAGCCAUGUUCCACAGGAAAGCCUUUCUGCACUGGUACACAGGAGAAGGCAUGGAUGAGAUGGAGUUCACAGAAGCAGAAUGUAACACCAAUGAUUUGGUGUCCGAAUACCAACAAUACCAAGAUGCUACUGCAGACCUUGAAGUGGAAGAGUAUGAGGUGGAAGAAGAAGCUGAACCGACUAAAUAAUUAAAAGAAAGGGCCAUUUAAAGAGACUACACAAUUGGACUAACCAAGAGUUUGAUAUUAGGGGCAACAUAACUGUGAAACUAAUACUCAAGUAAUAAAUGGAACCCACCCAGUGAUCUCCAGCUAAACAUCGAUCUUAUUGAAAUUGGACACACUAGACAGAAACCUCAGUGGAUAGGAAAUCUGUGACUGAAUUCUUAAAACUGGAAACCCUUCGGACUUCAGUUUCAAGAUUUUUGCCAAUAUAUCUUAUCUAUCUUUAUGAAGUGAAUUUGGAACAUCACUUGAUACAUUUGGAGGUUUGGACAUUUAGCUUAUCCCAUGCAUGAUUUAUUCAGUGAGGCAAAAAAAUUGGAAUUUGACUCAGUAAGCAAAUAAUGAAUUUAUUAUUGGACCUUAGGAUAUUUUGAAGGAUUGGAGACAGGUGUGUUUAAGCGUUAAUGUUGUGAAUUAUUUAAUCAACUGUCCGUAUGAAACAGAUAUUUCACAUUUCCAAUAGCAAGAGGUAGUCAAAACAUUACACAGCAACUGGAGAAUGAAACUAUGGAGGGUAUAACAAUUAAUCAGGUUCAGAAAAAGAUUUUAUCUUUAUUUAGCGAAUGAAAUAAGACAAAUUAAGAACAAAACAGUAUUUAAUUAAUUAUAUCAUUUUUUGAGAAAACCAGCACGGUGGCUCAGUGGUUGCCUCACAGCACUAGGGUUCCAGGUUCGAUUCCAGCCUCGGGCGACUAUCUGUGUGGAGUUUGCACGUUCUCCCUGUGUCUGUGUGGGUUUCCUCCGGGUGCUCCAGUUUCCUCCCACAGUCCAAAGAUGUGCGGGUCAGGUGGAUUGGCCAUACUAAAUUGUCCAUAGUGUUAGGUGCAUUAGUCAGAGGGAAAUGGGUCUGGAUGGGUUACUCUUUGGAGGGUCAGUAUGGACCGGUUGGGCCGAAGGGCCUGUUUCCACACGGUAGGGAAUCUAAUCAUAAUCUAAUCUAAUCAAAUUCAAUUGACCACCAACAUCCUGGGUGCCACCAUUGACUAAAACCUGAACUGGAUCAGUUAUAUACAUACAUUGGCUAAAAGAACAGGGGUGAAAGGACUUCGGGGUCCCAGGAUUGUGGAGGAUGAGGGUAAGUCACUUGUGGUGAGGGGGCAGUUUCCGGGAUUGGGAGUGCAAGGAGAAGAGCAGAAAGUCUCAGAGGUAAGGGUAGAGCUGGGUGUCAGCAGGAACAGCCUCUGUCCUAUGUCUAAUCCCUCAAUCAGGCACCACUUGCCUAUGAUCAAGCAACAAUCCCAUACCUUCCUGGUUGGCAAAUCGCUUGUACAGGUUGGCCAGCUGGGCACUCUGCAUGGCAAUAUACCACAGGCAAAUCAGUACUGAGGAACGUUAGUUAUUCAAAUUUCAGAUUAUCCAAAGAAGAUCUCAAGGUCCCGAUAGAAAUAUUACAUCAAAGAGGUGUUUCCAACACUGAUCGUGUCUUUUGUUUACAAUGAUUAAAAAUGAACUCAGCUUCCUGAAAUGGUGCUGAGAACAGUCCUGAUCAUCAAUGGGAGCCCAGGCACUGUCUCCAAAUGACUGACUGCAUGCCCUCUCUCUCUGACCCACAUUUUCCCUGGAGUUCUACAUGGGGAUGUACCCUAAACCCCCCGUCCCCAAGAUAAUCUCUCCAACAUUGUCCUGUACAGGGCAAAAGUGGAACCUGUCAAAACGUUGCAGUAAAAAUUUGUGUGUGUGGCUGUGUGUGUUUGCUAUUUUGAGACUCACCUCCCCCCCCACCCCACCCCUCAAGGCAGCAGCAGUCUUGGUAUUGGUGUCCAGUCUGGCUGCCCCCCAGGGGGAGGGUGGGGGGGUGGGGGUAGAGGGGAGCAGAGUGGAUGGGGGCA
Molecule: messenger RNA, 3334 nt
Organism: Hemiscyllium ocellatum (epaulette shark)
Lineage: Eukaryota; Metazoa; Chordata; Chondrichthyes; Orectolobiformes; Hemiscylliidae
Product: tubulin beta-4 chain-like
Exons: 4
Coding region: 126-1469 (447 amino acids)
Biological process (GO): microtubule cytoskeleton organization; mitotic cell cycle
Cellular component (GO): cytoplasm; microtubule
Molecular function (GO): structural constituent of cytoskeleton; GTPase activity; GTP binding
Source: RefSeq, a predicted model, not a curated record